Messenger RNA from Pungitius pungitius (ninespine stickleback), 907 nucleotides. RefSeq names its product allograft inflammatory factor 1-like. Gene Ontology annotation, molecular function: calcium ion binding; actin filament binding. The coding region runs from base 93 to 536 and encodes 147 amino acids. The transcript has 6 exons. Gene Ontology annotation, cellular component: ruffle membrane; actin filament. The record is from RefSeq and is a predicted model, not a curated record. NCBI's taxonomy places the organism in Eukaryota, Metazoa, Chordata, Actinopteri, Perciformes, Gasterosteidae. Gene Ontology annotation, biological process: actin filament bundle assembly; ruffle assembly.
UUCACUUCCUCCUCUUGUUGCUCAAUUUAGACAUACGCCAUUAUAGCGUUCUACCCUUUGAGUGUUAAGAGGCUGUCAGCACUGUGAAAAGAAUGGACAACACAGCUCAAGGAGGUAAAGCGUACGGUCUUCUCAAGUCUCAACAGGAAGAAAAACUGGACUCUAUCAAUGAGGCUUUUCUGUCAGACCCCACGUACGCAGAAGAGGAAGACCUAAGUUCAAAGCUUGAAAUGUUUAAAAAAAAAUACGUGGAGUUUGAUCUUAACGACAAAGGAGAAAUAGAUCUAAUGGGGUUAAAACGAAUGCUGGAAAAACUUGGCUUGGCCAAGACUCACUUGGAGCUGAAAAAGAUGAUGGCAGAGGUUGCUGGAGGGCCAUCAAAAGACACUAUCAGCUACCAUGACUUCCUGAAUAUGAUGCUGGGUAAAAGAAAUGCAAUUCUAAAACUGAUCUUGAUGUUUGAAGGCAUGGGGAAGGAGCAGGAGCAAAAAGAGGUUGCACCACCUCCCCGCAAAACAUUUUCAGACCUGCCUUGAAAGAUCCAAAUUCCAGCAGAGAUUAGUUUUUUUCAUAUUUAAUUACAACACGGAUCAUUAAAAUGUCAAUAGAAAAAAGCAAGCAUAAUAUAAUGUCCAUUAUGUAUGAAGUAAAGAAAUAUUCAUUAAACGUUUUGCAAAUAGCUAUCAAAACGUACCAUAUGAUGUGGCUUUAGCUACUUAAUUAAAUACAACAAAGGUUUUAAUAAUAUCUGGACUGUAAGUUUGUGCCCAUUUAAUAUCAGACCUUGAGCUAUUCUUAUACCAUAGUAUAAGGAAUGGCACAGUGUUAAAGGCCAUCAUUGGAAUGAUUUAUUUGUGGUUGGUGUCAUCAUUUUGUUGGAAAUUCAUUAAAGUUAAUGUAAAGCAAA